Messenger RNA from Poecilia latipinna (sailfin molly), 2235 nucleotides. RefSeq names its product meiotic recombination protein REC8 homolog. Lineage: Eukaryota; Metazoa; Chordata; Actinopteri; Cyprinodontiformes; Poeciliidae. Gene Ontology annotation, cellular component: meiotic cohesin complex. The record is from RefSeq and is a predicted model, not a curated record. The transcript has 15 exons. Gene Ontology annotation, molecular function: chromatin binding. The coding region runs from base 926 to 1954 and encodes 342 amino acids. Gene Ontology annotation, biological process: meiotic sister chromatid cohesion; double-strand break repair.
UUGUGAAUUUGACAAUUAGCUCUGCCUUCUGUUUUUAAUUCAGCAGUAAAUGAAUUAUUUACAUUUCAGGCUGGUUGCCACAAAAGGCAUCAAAGUUCCUCGGAGGGAUUUCCUGAAAGUCAACGUGAAAAGGAGUUGCGAUGACAUCAUGAACUACCUGCUGGAGCGGGUCGCCCCGCCUCAACCCGGCCUGCCGCGACCCCGCUUCUCCCUCUACCUCUCCUCACAGCUGCAGUACGGCAUCAUCCUGGUCUACCACCGGCAGUGCACCAUCUUUCUGGAGGAAGUCCAAUCCAUUCUGGGCCAACUGUUGAAACAAAGAAGCUCAGGAAAAACGGAUCUUUCCGGCCCAAGCAAGUCAGCUGCAGUCCUGCCUGAUGCCCUGUUUCUCAUGGAGGAGACCGAAGGCGCUCCGGAUCCUUUAUUUGGAGCGAUGCUCCUCCAGGACACGAUGCCCAACACGACGCAGCUGAUGCAGAUGAAUUGGGAAGCUCUGCGAGAAUCGUCUCCCGAGCUUCAUGAACGGAGCAGAUCAGCUACUUCUGCUUCUCCACAUCCGGAAAAUGGCAAGACUGUCCUUUAUGUGCUGCAGCUACAUUGCGUGGUGGUGGGAGUGUCAUGGUUUGGUUCUAGUGUCAGGAAAGAAACGUUCCUCACCUUCCAUUGCCUCAUUUUUCCCUCCUGUCUUCACCGGAUUGUGUGACAGCCAAACGAUGAGUUGUGUUUUUUUUGUUUUUUUUUCCCCUCAGGCAUCUCCGCUUCCCCAGAAUCCAUCACUCUGAGUGAGCCGAUACUUGCUGCCGCUGCCCCCGCCGCAGAGUUUGAUGAGGAAGACUUCACUGAUGAUCUUCCAGAAACUGUCGAUUUACUCCUGGACCAGCUGGGUCACUUUCAAGAAGGAGGUUUGGAGCCAAUUCAAGAAGAGAUGAGAGAGGAAGAGGAGAGCGAGAAGAUGAAGGAAAUGACUCCAUCCAUCGCAGACCUGCAGCCGCCCACCGUCUCCAGCGAGGGCCCUGAGCUGCUGCCUCUGGAGGAGUCGGGCCCCUCUGGGGAAACCCCCUUAACGCCCAGCGACCCGGUCGCCCGGGUGCCGGCGGCCGGCGUCCCCUCACCGCCGUCUGCAGCGCGGCGACGACGUAGGAGCCCCGAGUUAGAGGAGGUCCAACCUGAGGUGAAGAGGAGGAGGAGGAGGCAGCUGGUGUUCUUCGAUCCGGAGACGCAGCUCUCGGAGUCGGAGCAGCAGCAGCAGAUUGAGGAGCCUCUGACUGAGACCAGAGCGCCGGCCGUCGCCCCGCCUCCCUCUCACAGGGUCAUUCCUGCCGCCGAGCUGCUCAGCAACCCCUGCAGCUUUUUGCCUGAGGAGAUUCUGUCUCUGUGGAGGCGGGCGGCGGUCAUAACGCCGCUGUCGGGGCCCGACCUGCAGGUCGGGGACCGGGGGCCCGAGUCCACCGACUCGGAGCGCGAGCGAGAGAGGGAGGCGAUGCAGGAGGCGGCAGCCGAGGAGCAGAGAGCCAAUGAGGUUUCCACAGAGGUCCAGAGAGGAAUGGAGGAAUCUGAGAUGAUGAGAAUUUCAGCUCAAUCAGCUCCAUCUCUGGACGGGUUGGACCAGCGGGAGGCGUCUCGAGACAUUUCUCCUCUGUACACGUCUGAGAGAGAAGGCUCCACCGUCUCCACGGCGCUGCAGGACAUCCCAGAGGCGGUGGACGAGAGGAUCGAGGAGUUGGCAGUGGAAUCCCCUCGGCUGCUGCCGGAGUUGGCGGACUCUGAAAGCGAGCCGGUGCUUUUUCACUCGGUUUUACCGUCUGGAGCCGACCGCAGAACAGUCAGCUGCGUUUUUCAGAGGCUGCUGGAGAAUUUGUCGUCCAAGAGGAUUUCUGCCGAGCAGGAAGAGCCGUAUGGAGACAUCGCGAUCCUCCCCGGACCCAGAUAUGAAGAACUGGACCAGCCUUCAUAAUCUGCUCCCAGCUGAGACUCGGAGGAUUUCUGAGUUCACAAUUUCACCCAGUAAUUCUGUCUGCCACCACUGCACAGUUUUAAAAGUUGCAUGAUUUCCAAUGUAUCCCUUUAUUAUGUAUUACCAGAAUGAGUUUUGUGGUUUUAAAGUUCUUUCGGUUUUCCGUGUUUCUGGUGGCUCUCGCAGGUUUAACGAACGACAUGAGAUUUAAUAUGAAUCCUAUAUUUGAUUUUAUUGUUCCAGCUCUUUACAUGUGUGUUCCUUUCAACAAUAAAACGCGU